AUGUAUGUAACUUCAUUAUCUGUUCCAGGACUUCAUAUUAAUUGUAGAUCAAUGUUACUUCCUUCUUUUGGUGAAAAAAUAAAAGAAGCAAUUAAUAUUUUUAUUCACAUGGGAUCUUCAAUUGGUGGUAUAGUUACGUGUGGUGAUUAUAUGUUUAGUGGACAUACAACAGCUUUAACACUACUAAAUUUUACCAUAAUUGAAUAUACAAGCAACAGUUUCUGCUUACUUCAUAUAAUCACUUAUAUUUUAAAUUUUACUGUAUUGAUGUAA
Strongyloides ratti is the source of this 273-nucleotide messenger RNA. Its product is annotated as Sphingomyelin synthase-related protein 1. Gene Ontology annotation, biological process: ceramide biosynthetic process. The record is from RefSeq and is a predicted model, not a curated record. The coding region runs from base 1 to 273 and encodes 90 amino acids. Gene Ontology annotation, cellular component: Golgi membrane; endoplasmic reticulum membrane. Lineage: Eukaryota; Metazoa; Nematoda; Chromadorea; Rhabditida; Strongyloididae. The transcript is spliced from 3 exons. Gene Ontology annotation, molecular function: sphingomyelin synthase activity; ceramide cholinephosphotransferase activity.